Nicotiana tabacum (common tobacco) is the source of this 3171-nucleotide messenger RNA. The record is from RefSeq and is a predicted model, not a curated record. NCBI's taxonomy places the organism in Eukaryota, Viridiplantae, Streptophyta, Magnoliopsida, Solanales, Solanaceae.
CUGCAGUUCUUCUCUAUUGGGGAAUAAUUUUGCAAGUUUUGGGGCCGCUAUGUAUGCAUUUUGGUAACAUCUCCAGUUUUGGUGCAGAGAUGGCUACAAUGACUUCAACACGUUCUACAUGCAAGCUGCUUCGGGGACUAAGGGUGGUUCAAGUGGCUCGCCUGUAAUUGAUUGGCAAGGACGAGCUGUUGCCUUGAACGCUGGGAGCAAGUUAUCAAGUGCAUCUGCUUUUUUCUUGCCUUUAGAACGAGUUGUCAGGUCACUCAAAUUCUUACAGGAAGGAGGAUAUUUUUCUACAGAUAAAUGGGCAGCUGUCACUAUUCCUCGUGGUACGCUUCAGGUGACUUUUCUUCAUAAAGGAUUUGAUGAGACACGCAGGCUUGGUCUUCAACAUGAGACGGAACAGUUGGUGCGCAAUUCCACUCCACCCAGCGAAACUGGAAUGCUUGUUGUCGAUUCUGUGGUUCCUGGUGGCCCAGCUCAAAAUCAUUUAGAGCCCGGUGAUGUGCUUGUUCGCAUGAAUGGGGAGGUUGUUACCCAGUUCCUGAAGAUGGAGACUUUACUUGAUGACAGUGUCGAGCAGAAAAUUGAGCUUCAAAUUGAAAGGGGCAGCACUCCUUUGACAGUAGACUUGUUGGUUCAGGAUUUGCACUCAAUUACUCCUGACCACUUCUUGGAAGUUAGUGGUGCAGUGAUACACCCACUUUCUUAUCAACAGGCUAGAAAUUUUCGUUUUAACUGUGGUCUUGUCUAUGUCGCUGAACCAGGAUACAUGCUAUUUAGAGCAGGAGUUCCUCGCCAUUCCAUCAUUAAAAAAUUUGCAGGGGAAGGUAUAUCAAGGCUUGAAGACUUAAUUUCCGUUUUAUCUAAGCUGUCUAGGGGAGCAAGAGUACCAUUGGAGUAUAUAAGCUACAAGGAACGUCAUCAAAGAAAGUCCGUCUUGGUCACAAUUGACCGCCAUGAGUGGUAUGCACCCCCACAGAUAUAUAAGCGCGACGACAGCACUGGCUUAUGGACAGUGAAGCUGGCUUUGCGGCAGGAGUCCCCACUCUUGCUAUCAGGCAUUUAUCCAGUAGAACAAGAUUUAUCAAAUCAUACCGGAUCUUGUACUGGUGAGCUAAAGGACUAUAUACCUGAAGAAGUCAGCCAAGAACUCAUGGAUGCAGUUACUUCUUUGGAAACUAGUGGUGAACAUGUUGCUGAGGGACCAAAUUCUCAGGAUGAUUCUGAUAAUGGAACAAAGAAAGAGAGGGUGGAAGAGAACUCAUCUGUAGAUGGUGAUGUAAUAGCGGAUUGUUCUUUAAACGAGCAUGGAGAAGAAAAAUUGGAUGAGUCUGGAUCUGUGGAAGAUGCAGUUCUGAGAGAUUAUCAGGGUGCAGCACCUGUAGCAGCUACUUCAGUUGCUGAGCGCGUAAUUGAGCCUACUCUUGUGAUGUUUGAGGUUCAUGUCCCUUCAUCAUGUAUGCUUGAUGGUGUUCACUCGCAGCAUUUUCUUGGAACUGGGGUAAUUGUAUAUCAUUCUGAAACCAUGGGCUUGGUUGCUGUUGACAAAAACACAGUCGCUGUACCAGUUUCUGAUGUCAUGAUAUCAUUUGCUGCCUUUCCUAUUGAAAUUCCUGCCGAGGUAGUCUUCCUCCACCCUUUCCAUAAUUUUGCUUUGGUUGCAUAUGACCCCUCUGCUUUGGGAGCUGCUUGCGCCUCUGUGAUUCGUGCUGCUGAACUUCUUCCUGAGCCUGCUCUGUGUCGAGGAGAUUCAGUUUAUCUGGUGGGAUUGAGUAGAAGCCUACGGGCAACCUCUAGGAAAUCAAUUGUCACUAACCCUUCUGCUGUUUUGAAAAGUGGAUCCUCUGAUGUUCCGCGAUACAGAGCAACAAACCUGGAAGUCAUUGAGCUUGACACUGAUUUUGGAAGCACCUUUUCUGGUGUUCUUACUGAUGAGCGUGGAAGGGUUCAAGCUUUAUGGGGAAGCUUUUCAACGCAGCUAAAGUAUAGCUCGAGUUCAUCAGAAGAGCACCAAUUUGUCCGGGGUAUACCAAUUUAUACAAUAAGCCAAAUCGUUGACAGGAUGACUUCUGGCACAGGGGGACCACCUCGUCUUAUAAAUGGUUUGCAAAGACCUAUGCCGUGCAUAAGAAUAUUAGAAGUAGAACUUUACCCUACUUUGCUUUCCAAAGCUCGAAGUUUUGGACUAAGUGAUGCAUGGAUCCAGGCCCUUGUGAAGAAGGAUCCUAAGAGACGCCAGGUUUUGCGAGUUAAAGGUUGCUUUGCUGGCUCAAAAGCUGAAAACUUGUUGGAACAAGGGGACAUGGUCUUAGCAAUUAAUAAGCAGCCAGUUACAUGCUUUCGUGACAUUGAAGAUGCAUGCCAAUCGUUAGACCAUUCCAGUCACGAUGAUGGAAGACUAGAUUUGACAAUCUUCCGUCAGGGAAAUGAAAUUGAACUACUUGUGGGAACGGAUGUAAGGGAUGGAAAUGGAGCCAAACAGGCAAUAAAUUGGUGUGGCGGUAUUCUCCAAGACCCUUAUCCAGCUGUACGUGCACUUGGGUUUCUGCCCGAAGAAGGCCAUGGAGUAUAUGUGGCAAGGUGGUGUCACGGGAGUCCUGCACAUCGUCAUGGUCUCUUUGCUCUUCAAUGGAUAGUUGAAGUCAAUGGCAAACCAACACCUAACCUGGAUGCUUUUGUCGAUGUGACUAAGGCAAUAGAGCAUGGAGAGUUUGUUCGUAUACGAACAGUUUACCUGAAUGGGAAGCCCCGAGUGCUCACAUUGAAGCAGGAUUUACACUACUGGCCAACAUGGGAACUCAGGUUUGAUCCUGAAACUGCAAUGUGGCGACGCAAAGUAAUCAAAGCAUUGGAUUCUGGUGUUCUGUGAACUAUCUCGGUUGAUUGUUCAAAGCAUUUACACUACUCGGUAAUUUUUGUACUGUUGGUAUUUAAAGUUGUCAUGUGUCAUUGUACGUGAAUCUUAAUGAACUAAAGGUAUAUGGAUUUGAUGGCUAUAUAUUGUAAAAUAACAAAUUAUCUGAUCAUUUUUUCCAAAAAAGAAAAUUACAGAAAUUGUAGAGUAAGAUAAAGGCACAUGGCAGUAAGUUUAUUAUAUGCUCUAGACAGCCUAUUGUGUACCUGAUUUGUUUAAAAUAUGAACAUGGGAGGGAUUUUAGCCUCUGUUAA